CACAAAUUAAAAUAAAAACAGAGCGCACGUGCAUUCAUUUGAGUGUACCUUCACAUAAGCCAAGUACUUUAAACCAAAAUUAUAGAUCGAAUGCAAUAAAACUGUGCUCUGAAAAGCGAAGUGAAAACUCUUUAUAUUAAUUUUGAUUGGCAGUUACCGUUUUGUUUUACGAUGAAUACCGGCAACACUACUGGCAUGUCUACAGCGGGUUCCGGCGGUUUCCUGACCAGAGAAAAACAACUGUCAGAUGUUGAGAAACGCAUCAAUGAAUGUGAAAAAGACCUCGGAAAGCUGUGCGAAGAUUUUUCCGGAUUUGCACGGAAAACAGCUCGAUUGAGAGACAAAGGAGAUACUUUGGCAGAGGACCUUCUACAUGCAGCAGACCACGAGCACAAGACGGGCAAGCAGUCGCUGCAGCAGACGGCUCAGUUCCUGUCCCUGAUACAAGACUACAGACAAACAGAGAUAGAGCGAUUGGAACACAAAGUCGUUCAACCUCUUCAAGAUUACAAGAAGCACUGCAAGCAGGCUAAAAACGACUUAAAAGCGACUUUGAAUGCUUACAAACAAGAAAAGAAUCAGCACAAGAAAGUGGAGCAGCUUGGCACUAAGGAGCAGAACAUCAAUUCAGUCAGCAAAGCCCAGAGUGACUUGCGAAAGACUAAGGCCGAGGCAGACAAGCAUGCCAAGGUUCUAGACCAGGGAUGUCAUACCUUCGAGGAGCGCCGAGUGGCAGACAUGCGGCAGAUAUUACACGAUUUUGUUCACAUUGAAAUGAUGUUCCACGCAAAAGCACUGGAGAUAUACACGAGUAUGUACAGGGCAGUAGACGUCUUUGAUGUUGAACAGGACUUGGAAGAAUUUCGCCAAUCUAUCCGACCUCCCGGUGUUCUUCUAACGACAGAAGACAGCAGUGAGAUGAGUAACGUCACAAGUAGGUCAAAUGCUGCUGCGUCAGCCUCAGAAAAGAGACGUGGAGGGGAGGAUGAAGACAAUGAGGAGGAAGGCGAUGAAUACUCGACAGAGGACGGAGAAGAUGAAGAGGAGGAUGAAGAGAGCUAUGAAGAUGACGAAACUACUGCAGAGCCAACACACAACUCACGCAAAUAGACGCACUCCUAGAAAGAUAUUUAUACUGAGCUAUGUACUUUAUAGUAAGCAUCCUAUUUCUUGACCAGUUUUGCUAUUAAGACUCAAUUGAAUCGGAAUAUUUGAUUUAUCUCAGCAAUAACAAAAUGAA
This is a messenger RNA of Symsagittifera roscoffensis, 1240 nucleotides long. Its product is annotated as CBY1-interacting BAR domain-containing protein 1-A-like. NCBI's taxonomy places the organism in Eukaryota, Metazoa, Xenacoelomorpha, Acoela, Convolutidae. The record is from RefSeq and is a predicted model, not a curated record. Bases 172 to 1110 code for a protein of 312 amino acids. The transcript is spliced from 4 exons. Gene Ontology annotation, cellular component: ciliary transition zone; ciliary basal body. Gene Ontology annotation, biological process: cilium assembly.